Molecule: messenger RNA, 4467 nt
Organism: Peromyscus californicus insignis
Lineage: Eukaryota; Metazoa; Chordata; Mammalia; Rodentia; Cricetidae
Gene: Cdca4
Product: cell division cycle associated 4
Exons: 2
Coding region: 2105-2818 (237 amino acids)
Cellular component (GO): nucleus
Molecular function (GO): transcription regulator activity
Source: RefSeq, a predicted model, not a curated record
UGGCUUUAAACGUGUAAUUGUUUUUUAAAAAAUGGAAAAAAAUCUAAUUUAGACUUAGGGACCCACAUUUAUAAUCCCUCCACUCUGGAGGCUGAGGCAGAAGGAUCUCAAGUUAAGAGAACAGCCUGUUAAAAAUACACAUACUACCGCCACCAAAAAAGAAAUUUCUGUAGUGCAAAGUUGUAUUAGUUGCUCUUCUGUUGCUGUGAUAGAAUACUCUGACAAAGAACAACUUGGGGAAGAAAGGGUUUGUCUGGACUUGCAGUUAUAGCAGGGAUGCUUUAGUCCAUCGUGGCAGGGAAGGCACAGCAGUGGAAGGCUGAGGCCAAUCUGUUAGUCAGGGAGCUGAGUGAUCGAUCACACGUCAUCCGCACACAGAAGCAGAGAAUGGAAAGUAGAGCUAAGCUAUCCACCUUGAAACCGGUCCUGGGUUUGCAGUUCUUUCAGCAAGGCCUCACCUCUUCAAGGUUCUGUAACUUCCCAGACAGUACCAUCAACUAAGGACCAAGUGCUCAAACACAACGUACGUUUAUUUAUUUAUUUUUUUACGAGACAGGGUUUCUCUGUGUAGUUUUUGGUGCCUCCUGGAACUCGCUCUGUAGACCAGGCUGGCCUUGAACUCACACAGAUCCACCUGGCUCUGCCUCCCUAGUGCUGAGAUUAAAGGUGCGCCACCACCACCCAGCUAUUUGUUUUUAUAAUAUUUUAUUUUAUGUGUAUAGGUAUUUUGUCUGCAUUUAUGUCUGCACUAUAUGCAUACAGUGCCUCCAGAGGCCAGAAGAGGGUGUCUGUUGGAUAACGUAGAAACUAAGUUAUAGAUGGUCAUGAGCCCAGCUAUUUGUUUUUAUAAGAUUUUAUUUUAUGUGUGUAGGUAUAUUGUCUGCAUUUAUGUCUGCACUAUAUGCAUACAGUGCCUCCAGAGGCCAGAAGAGGGUGUCUGUUGGAUAACGUGGAAACUAAGUUAUAGAUGGUCAUGAGCCAUCAUAUAGGUGCUGGGAGUAGAAUCAGAGUCCCCAUCUCUAGCUCCAAGUCGAACAGAAGUUUAAAAAGCAUUUGCCUGGCAUGGUGUCACAUACCUUACAAUCCCAGCACCUGGAAAGCAGAGGCUGGCCUGGUUUACCCAGUGAAUUCCAGGCUAGCCAGGACUACUUAGUGAGACCCUGGUUCAAAAACAACAUAACCCUGAAUAUUCUUACCAGAAGCAAAAUAAUUGUUUUAUGUUUGUGUGUUAUGUGCAUGUGUGUGUGUAUAUGUAUGGAGGUCAGAGGCUGAUGUCUGGUACUUGCUCAUUUGCUUUCCACUUUAAUUAUUGAGGCAGGAUCUCAGUUGAGUCCAGAGCUAGCCUGAUCCAGGGAUCCCCUAUCUUUACCUCCCAAGCUCUAGCGUUUAUAUGGGUAGUAAGGAUUUAACUGCAAAGAUUUAACCUGCUGAACCAUUAUUGCCCUGGCCUCAUGAAAUAUUCUUUUAUUUUUUAGACUUAUGUUCUCUGUGUAUUACCUGCAUUUAUGUAUGUUCAUGCCUGGUGCUCUUGGGGGUCAGACUAGGGCAUUGGAUUUCCUGGAACUUAAGUUAUAGAUGGUUUUGAUCCACCAUGUAAGUACUGGGAAUUGAGCCUGGAUCAUCUGAAAGCAGCCAGUGUUCUUAACCACUGAGCCAUUUCUCUGGCCUCUCUUGAUAUUAUUUGUACUUUGGUGGUAAGCUCCUUUCCUUCACUAUGAGAUAGAUGAUAAAACUUGAGGGGUGGCAUGGGCAGGAACAGCUGCUUACUUUCCUGGGCAUGGUCUUAUAGGAAAAAAAGAAGCUAUUGGCAUUAGGUCUAAUUUUUUUAUAUGAAGUUGCAAAAGAACUUGAGACUCUGCAUUCCUCUCGUCACUUCUCUUUCACUUAGGUUUGCGUGGGAUGUGUUGGGAGCUGGGCACGCUGUGGCCAGCUCACUUGUCCAGGCAUGUUCUCUCCCCUGAGAUCUCCUGCAUGAGUAUAAGGAGGAUGGAGUUGAUGGGUGUGGCCUCUGGAGACUGGCGAAUGGCUUUUCUCUGGUCUGUAGUUCUAAUGGGAGCUCCGGUCAUUUCAGCUUGAUUAUUUCCAGUUUGGGACAACUGACACGAUGUUUGCUAGAGGGCUGAAGAGGAAAUACGGUGACCAGGAGGAGGUAGUAGAGGGUUUUGGCACUGUCCCCUCCUAUAGCCUGCAGCGGCAGUCACUCCUGGACAUGUCCCUGGUCAAGCUCCAGCUCUGCCACAUGCUAGUGGAGCCCAACCUCUGCCGCUCAGUCCUCAUUGCCAACACAGUCCGUCAGAUCCAGGAGGAAAUGAGUCGGGAUGGUGUGUGGCAUGGGAUGGCACCCCAGAAUGUAGAACGGGCACCAAUUGACCGCCUAGUCUCCACAGAGAUCCUGUGUCGUACAGCCAGGGGAGCUGACGAGGAGCACCCCACUCCUGAACUGGAAGAUGGUCCCCUGCAAAGCUCAGCUUCCGAGCUUCCCAUAGUCAGCUCAGCACAGGGGCAAAGGAACCCUCAGAGCAGCCUCUGGGAGAUGGACAACCCCCAAGAAAACCGGGGAAGCUUUCAGAAGUCACUGGACCAGAUAUUUGAGACCCUGGAGAACAAAAACCCCAGUUCAGUGGAGGAACUCUUCUCAGAUGUGGACAGUUCCUACUAUGACCUGGACACGGUGCUAACAGGAAUGAUGAGUGGUACCAAGCCCAGUCUCUGCAAUGGCCUUGAGGGCUUUGCUGCAGCUGCCCCACCUCCCAGCUCUACUUGCAAGUCUGACCUGGCUGAGCUGGACCAUGUAGUAGAGAUUCUGGUGGAGACUUGAGAAGAGGCCCCUAGUGGGCCAAGGACAAGGCCACACACCUCACGGAGCUCACACGUACUAUGAUCCAGAGACAGACAAGCACUUGACCCGAAGUGGGCUCUGACUCUCUGACUCUGAAAAUAUCCUGGGACAGGUUUUCCUCUGCAAGGCUGCAGCCCUGGAGCUGCCUCAGGGCUAUAUAUACCCUGAGGACAGAGCAAGCCAUUGCCAGGAGCUGAGCUCUCUGAAGGCUUUUGGGCCCUGGGUUCAUUUUCCUGUUUGUGGGAAUCACUGUGGAGGAUGGUGUGCCACAGUUGUGUCUAGUCCAUUUUAAAUUAGGUAGGCGAACUUUCUAAAAUUAAGUUUUAUAUGUUUUGGGCAAUAUUUUGUCUUAAGAUAUAUUUUUUAAACUUUUUAUACUUUAGAUUUUUUUCAGCUAUUUUCUUAAAAGUAUAUUUUUUCUACAAACAUCCUUUGCUGCUACAUUAGAAACAUUUAUAACCUAAAUAAUUACAAUUGGUGUGUGUCAUUUUUAAGGUUUAAAUAGAAAGUAUUUUUUUGGUGAUGAGUCUCUACAAUCCCAAGGCAACAGUGUAAAUGUAGCUGGUCAGGUGUUUACAUGAGAGGCUCCAUCGUGGUCUGCAUUCCAGUAGUGUGCCUGAAAUGAGAACCAUGCACAGCUCCAUUGCCCCCUCACUGGGUCUGUUCUGCAAGUGCUGUCUUCCUGGGCUUCAUGCAGGAGAGUUUUAUUUAUGCCUAUUUAUAUGUAAAUGCCACUGAAGGCUAAGAUCAGAUGUCUGGAAAGUACACCACCAGUUCUGUCUCAGGCAGUGCCUUAUGUAGGUCUUGUCCCUGGCCAUUUUCUGGUUCCCAGCACAGCACUGUGUGUGACAGGAAGACAUGACAUCCUAACACACUCACCGCCUCCCGUUCCAUGUCAAGUGUGUACAUGGAGGCUGCUGGGUACCAGGCAUGGUUGUGUGUACACUUGGAAAGGGUGUGUACCCUCACCCAUGUCCUCAGUAGGGAACACCCGUGCUUGCUUGCUUCUGAAUGGUGCUCGAACAUCUUAAGGUUAAAAACAACCUGAGUUCAUAUAAUUUUAGGGCCCCUUCCUCCUGGGGUGGCCCCUAUGCUGUCUGCUUGGAUCUCAAGGGUCUGCUACUUGAUCAUGUGUCAGACUCCUCUCCCCUGCAUGUUUUUCUGUUUCUCAUGUGCUUUUUUGGAUUUCCCCACCUGAGCCUAAGAGGUUUUUUUUGUUGCUGUUUUUUUUUUUUUUUCUGUUUGUAUUAACUAUACUUUAAUGUCAACAAUGUAAACCUAUUAAAAGUAUCCAGCAAAUGGAAUGUGUUACGAACUUUCUUCCCUCCUAGCCCUUCUACUGAGUUUGCUUUCAGUGGUUUCAGCAUCUUAUAUGCUUUGUAAUGUCGGCAAAGAACUUUUUUGUGCUCAAUAGGCAAUGGGUUUAAUUUUCCUGACCUCAUGGCUCCCAAGGCAAAAUUCUCCCUUACCUUUCAGCCCCUCCUGCCUUCCUGGGCCUAAGGACUCUAAGUAAGCUGUAGGAACAGACUGGCUGAGCCCCGGUCUAUGACAAUGAUAUUGUGUCCUUACAAAAGCUAGUUGAAAGGGUGUGUUUUACUAAAUAAACCUGAAGCAGGCUUUUUCUUUUA